Messenger RNA from Triticum aestivum (bread wheat), 2019 nucleotides. RefSeq names its product protein FAR-RED IMPAIRED RESPONSE 1-like. Lineage: Eukaryota; Viridiplantae; Streptophyta; Magnoliopsida; Poales; Poaceae. The transcript has 6 exons. The record is from RefSeq and is a predicted model, not a curated record. Gene Ontology annotation, biological process: regulation of DNA-templated transcription. Gene Ontology annotation, molecular function: zinc ion binding. Bases 1 to 2019 code for a protein of 672 amino acids.
AUGGCCCGAGAACCCCAGAAGUCAGCGAGGCCUUUCGCUCCCUCCAAGCGGCACGCUGGCAAUGGGUGGCUCAGAUUCUGGGGAGUGGGGGCACGGCUGGGAGAUGAACAUGGGUCUGCUUCUGUGUAUCGUGUCAGCGCACUGGAGAAGGCAAUUGCAGGGUUCGAGCAGAGGGAAACUGAGGCCGUGGUCAAUCCAACCGUGGGGACUGUCUUUGUUUCUCUUGACGAGGCCUAUGAGUUCUACAACAUUUAUUCCUGGGAAUCUGGAUUCGGAGUCACCUAUGGACCGAGUAGUGUGGAUUCUCAUGGAACCAAAUGCAUACAGCAAUUUGUUUGCGCGUGUGAGGGGAAACCAAGCAAGGACAGCAACUCAUUUCGUCGGUGUGAAUGCACGGCAGCGAUUCUUUUGUUGAGAUCCAGAGACGGCGGAUGGUGUGUGUGCGAACAUCAAGUGGGGCAUAACCAUCCACUUUGUAAGACGUGUGCGCAGAGGUCAUCCUGGGAGUCUCACAGCAGUAUCGACAAGAACACAAGGGACUUGAUUCGCCAACUAAGGGAAAACAAUGUGCCACACAUUGCUGAUAAUGAAGCAAAGGAUCUGCUGUCUGAGGAUCUCAGAAAGACCGUGGAAACCUUCGCUAGGAUCAAAGCAAAGGAUCCAACAUUUGAAUAUUCUGGCUUGCAGGUUGAUAGUAACUGUAGAGUAAGGCCACUACUCUGGACCAGUGGCCAGAGCGUUCAGUACCAAUACUUUGGUGAUGUGAUUAUCUUCGACACAACCUACAGAUCGGACGUGUAUGGAAUGCCGUUCGGCCUUUUUGUUGGAGUCAACAACAACUUCGAGACCAUAGUGCUUGGUGGGGUGCUGAUGAUAAACGAGAAAACGGAGAGCUUCAAAUGGGUGUUGAGUCAGUUCUUCCAAUUAAUGGGUGGGAAACACCCCCAAACUAUACUGACCGACCGCUGCGAGGCAAUUGAGGAAGCUGUGUUGGAGGUACUGCCAUCCACCACACACAGAUGGUUCAAGUGGCAUGUCCUUGGAAGGGCAAAGGAGUACCUCGGUUUUCAUUACACCAAAACUAGUAGCUUCCGGGUGGAGCUCCACAGAAUUCUGACCGACACGCUGACGACUGAUGAGUUUGAGAGAGCAUGGGAGAUGCUGCUAGAGAAGCAUGGAUUGGAGAACCACCCAUUUCUGCAGGAGAUCUAUGAGGUUCGGCAUAAGUGGGUUAAGGCAUACUUCAGUGACACAUUCUGUGCUACACUGACUAGCACACAAAAGAGCGAGAGCGCGAAACACUUACUGAAACAACACGUUCCACGGGAUUGCUCAAUGGAGCUUUUCGUUCAACAGUACGUGGAACCGCGGUGCGAUCAAGAACCGGACUAUGGGUUUGAGGAUAAGCCGACUACUAUGGAUGAGAUUGUUCUGAGAACAAAUCUGCCAAUCGAGAAGCACGCCAGCGAGGUGUACACAAGACCAGUGUACGAACUGUUUGUGCAAGCCAUACGCGAAUCUGAAUCUUACAUGGUGGAGGCAGUCAUCCCCAACUUGAAGUACAUAGCACGGCAUCCCAGCAGUGAAACCAGGGAGAAAUGGUCUAGGGUGGAAUAUGAGGUCAAUGUUAGAGAAGACGGUGAGGCAUUCAUGUGCGUGUGCAAGCAAUUUGAGCACACGGGGAUGCUCUGCUGCCAUGCCGUCAAGGUGAUGAUCCACUUGGGGGUGCGUGAGAUACCAAGGCUACACGUCAUGCCACGCUGGACAACAAAGCCGCUGCAGUGCCAGAUGCACUGCCGCGGUGAACCGCAGGAUGACACGUGCCAGCAAUGCAGGCACUCGGUGCUGCAUGAUAAGCUCUUUGGCCUAGCGCGCCGCGCCUGUAAGGAUGAACGGUAUUAUGAGGUCCUCAUGAGCGGCCUCGACAGAAUGGAGCGAGGCAUGGCCGCGGCAGAGGCAGCACCCCCACCCCGCCGCGCCAAGCCGGCAUCACGGAAGUCAAGGAGGAGGAAGCGUUGA